Molecule: messenger RNA, 2512 nt
Organism: Pungitius pungitius (ninespine stickleback)
Lineage: Eukaryota; Metazoa; Chordata; Actinopteri; Perciformes; Gasterosteidae
Gene: tex264a
Product: testis expressed 264, ER-phagy receptor a
Exons: 4
Coding region: 297-1331 (344 amino acids)
Biological process (GO): protein-DNA covalent cross-linking repair; reticulophagy
Cellular component (GO): replication fork; autophagosome membrane; nucleus
Source: RefSeq, a predicted model, not a curated record
UAUUCAGGAAGUGUGUCCUGUGUUUGUGGAAAUAUCGUAAACAAACUGUCUUUUCUGUCAACUUGAACGAGUGUAUUUUUUCAUUUCAAGUCAUUGCGUCUGUGAAUCCUCAACUCGACGACGUCUUUCGAAUAGCCUCGUUUUUUUUUGUUUUUACGGUUGUCCACAGCUGCCGGACCACAGUGUUUCUCGCUGUGUGUUACCCGGACCAGGACGUUCUUUUUAGGCUCGACAUAUAACGUUAUAUAUUUUGUUGUUGUUGCAUUUUUACGUUAGUGCAUUACUGAGAAGAAAGCAUGUCUGAUUUGAUCCUGGUGUUCCUGCUACUUGUGCUCCUGCUGUGUCUGAUUGUGACAGUGGUCGGCUUGCUGCUGUACUCGGGGCUCCUGAGUGAUGUGACUAUAAAGACCGGGCCGCCUCCGGUCAGAAAUGUCACCAUCGCGUAUAAGUUCAAGGAGGGAUCGUACAAGGACAGCGGUGCAGCCUACACAGAGAGCUGCAGCAUCGGACCACAGCUGAGCACCGUCGGUGUCUUCUACGAUGACCCCAAACAGAGGCCAGCGGAGAAAUGCCGCUACGUCGUGGGGAGUGUCCUGUGUGAGGGAGAUGAGAAGCCAGAUGAAGAACUGCAGAAGAUGUAUGAGAAGUUUGGCUUCAAGGUGUUUUCUCUGCCGGAAGUGAGCCACGCUGUGACCACCAGCUUCCCCGCCACCACCCCUUUGUCUCACGUUGUGGGGCCUUACAGGGUCUACCCCAGGCUCUCGUCCUACAUCGAGGAGAGGAAGCUCUGUGCGUUCCCAACUAUCGAGAUCUGUGGUUCAGAUGUCAUCAACUACAUGGUUCCACUGUCUCGCCAGACAGACUUCUUUGUUCCGGAGAUGAAGGAGGAGGUUAAAACAGAUGUUAAAGAGGAGGACUCUGACGAGGAUAGAGGAACUGACAUCACAGGUGCAGACUCCCACAGCGAUGUGAGUUCAGUCAGCGGCGGGGUGCCCUGGGACAGCAGAGAGACGUCUCUGGCUGCUUCCACAGCCGCCUCCCUGGCAUCUUCCCUGCCUCUGAGGGACGUAAUGGACACCAAUGAAGACAUUAAGCACAGGGACAGCAGCGACAGAGGUUCGAACGGGUCCAUGGGCAGCGGCUCGUCCUUUGAAGAGCUUGACAUGGAUCAGGAGGAGCAGGGGCCGGGAGAAGAAAGAGAGGAGGAGGAGGAGGGAAAUGGAGAUGAGGCGGAGGUGCCCGAGGGUGAAGACGCAGCUAAAGAAGCAGUUGAACUGGUGACUGAGAAGAAGGAGCCCGUGGGGGAUGGAGAGGAGCAGGGCGGAUGCUGAAGAUGAUAAGGGAUGAGUCCGUGUAACACUGGCAUGCAGGAGAGUUUCUCAGGUGUCGCUGGUUAUCUGUCAUGUAAUCUCGCUGGUUGAUCUAAAGCUGUUCAUGCCAUGACUCCACACCGUAUGUCUGCGCCUUCUAAUUCUCUUUUUGAAGCCUGAGCGUUUUGUUAUCGUCUAAUCUCGUUUCUUUUUUUAAAUAAUUCCUCAUCUUAUAUUUGAACUCUGUCAGGAACGGAAAACAGACCCAUUUGGUAUUCUUGUGUACACCUAAUUUUCUCCUCACAUGGUUUUCAGCAAAGGAGAGGCAAGCUUUGUUCAACUCUAUAUUUCAUUUCAAACUGUAAUCCUGUGUAAACUCCCGCCAUUGCUAUUUUAAUGUAGGUGUUACACUUCAGUUUAAGGAAUACUUCAAUAGAUGGUCAGUGACGCCAGAUUAUAACAUAGCAUAAUUUUGCCUGUGUGUUGAAGUUACCCCACUAUCAAGGUCAUCUUUUUGAUUUUCUACUUAACGUGUUGGUGGAUUGAUAUACAGUAAUAAUGGGGUGAAAAUGUGCAGCAGAAAUGACUAAAGACAUUUUACUGGACCUAAUUAAUUGUGUUAUUUUUUCCCAAUCGGGACAAUGUAUAUCACAGAGGGGGAAACUCAGAGGGAGAAUAAACAUGCAUCAACACCAGUAAAGUAACUUAUCUAAAAUGCAAUUCACUAGCUAAGACCACGCCAUCAAACCCCUUCAAGGCCUUACGAAAAGUUGGAAAAAAAAGAGGGAGAGAAAAGAAAAGAAAAAGAAAAGGGGUUGUGAGGGUGGGGAUUUCAGAAUGCGUACUUGAGAAGAAGAAGAGUGGGUUGAGCUGUAUUUAGAGAAAUACCGGAAGAGGAGUGUUGGAGGCGUGGUCUUGCUCCUGAAAUUAUGCUAAUUAGCUCCACUUGAAAGGUGUAAACUAUUCCUCCUGGAUAGUGUUGUGUAUAUGGUCUUACUAUGCUCAGAUAAUGCUUUAGUAUUUUAAUGUAAUGUUCUCUUCUAUAGUCAGUUUGUUAAACCACGCUGGAGAUCUUUUUGUUGGCAAAAUUCAUUCCCUUCCAGAGGCUAGUCCUAUAUUUGUAGGUUGAACUUGUUGAUUGGUUGAAUCGAUGGUUGUGUCUUUCUGUCUGUAUUAAAAUUUUCAAUGAAAAGUCAAUUUGA